AGUUUAACAAAUAAUUGGCGAUUGAAUCCUGUAUUGAAAUUUCUGAAAGAAUUGGGCGAAAAUCGUGUCAAUCAUUUAUACUAUUCAAUCAAAAACGGCAUCAAAAGUGGUCUGUUAUGCGACUCAUGCGAAAUGGUCUUAAGUUUGGCUAAACUAUCGGUAUAUUCUGUUUGGGAAUUAAAUUAUAUGAUGAGCGGUGUCUGCGAAUCGUUCCGGUUUGAGGACAGGCGUGUCUGUUCAGGUAUGGCCGACCUGUUUGCCGAACAACUCUAUUAUAUACUCAGACACACCAAACUGGCCAAACAGGAAAUGUGUGCCCAACUGAUUGGCGCACAAUGUUUGCCCGAUAUAUGCGUUUAUGAUAAGAAAAAUAAAUGGACAGUUAGUUUUGAUAACAAAUUCAUAUUAAAUACAACAACUACUGUCCACAACACCAACAACAACAUAGUCAACAAUACAAUCAGUGAUUAUAAUAAUAUUGUUGUCGAUAGUAGUACUAGUGAUGAUGGAUCUACUGAUGAUAAUAAAACUUAUAAAAUACUUCAUCUAUCGGACCUACAUAUCGAUCCGUUUUAUAGUUACAAUUCAAGCAGCGCUUGCGGCGAACCAUUAUGCUGCCGUACUACCAGUGCCCAGGGUAAGGGCAGUGCCGGCUACUGGGGCGACUACAAUAACUGCGAUUCACCCAAAUAUACCAUCGAAAUGUUGAUGACCUACUUGAACAAGACAAUGGCCAACGAUUUCCAAUAUAUCAUAUGGACAGGCGAUAUAGUGGCACACGAUGUCUGGAAUACUACCAGAGAUAUCAUAAUCAACGGCUCCCGUUCCCUAACCCAACUAAUCAAUCAACAUAUAGCUAAUGGAAAACUAGUAUUUCCUGUCGUCGGAAAUCACGAAGGAUUACCUGUUAAUCAGUUUGCACCGCCAGAAAUUGAGGGAAAGUUAUCUAUCAAAUGGUUAUACAAUGAACUACUUAAUCAAUGGUCUCAAUGGAUACCCUGGGACUAUCAUCAAACAUUUGCCACCUAUGGUUGUUACGCUAAAAAUGUAUCGGAUUAUUUGAGGAUUAUCGUAUUGAAUACAAACUACUGUUCCCGUUUAAAUUUUUGGCUAAUGUACGAUCUGGAUGAUCCAGGUGCUCAAUUGAAAUGGCUGGCAGCUGAACUAUUCAAGGCUAGCCAAUUGGGACAACGGGUCCAUAUUAUUGGUCACAUACCGCCCGACAAUACCCAAUGCACAUCGCACUGGGUGUACAACUAUUUACGUAUUGUCCAUAAAUACAAUCAGACAAUUGUUGGCCAAUUUUUUGGUCACACACAUUUCGAUGAGUUUCGGCUACAAUAUUCACCCGAAAACAAAUCCCAGCCAAUCGGUGUCGCCUAUUUGACGCCCAGUGUUACCACUUAUAUGGGCGUCAAUCCGGCAUUCAGAUUUUAUACAAUCGACACCCAGGGAAAUGUUUUGGAUCAUCAAAACUAUUAUUUAAAUCUAACCGAUGCUAACCAUCACAUCCAACCAUCACAACAACAACAACUACAGCAACAAUGGAUUAAUGAAUAUUCAGCCAAAAAAUCAUAUAAUAUGACUACACUUUCGCCAGAAAACUGGAACCUAUUAUAUGAGAAAUUGUUGGUUAAAAGUGGAGACAAUCGGCUAUUUGAUAGAUAUUAUAAUCAUUAUCAUAGAUAUAGCGAUUGGUUUGCAAAAAAUUCAAGCAUUGAUUUCAGACAACAAUUAUUGAAUGCCAUACCUAUUGUCAGUCCUAUAACAUGUAAUUAAUUAAUUAAUUAAUAAUAAUAAC
Messenger RNA from Oppia nitens, 1801 nucleotides. Its product is annotated as sphingomyelin phosphodiesterase-like. Gene Ontology annotation, molecular function: acid sphingomyelin phosphodiesterase activity. Gene Ontology annotation, biological process: ceramide biosynthetic process; sphingomyelin catabolic process. Gene Ontology annotation, cellular component: lysosome. Lineage: Eukaryota; Metazoa; Arthropoda; Arachnida; Sarcoptiformes; Oppiidae. The transcript has 5 exons. Bases 133 to 1779 code for a protein of 548 amino acids. The record is from RefSeq and is a predicted model, not a curated record.